GCUUGAACAAGAUGCACGCGAUGGAGGGUGCGGCUGGAAACGGGAAGAAGGUGGACGACCCAGCGGAGAAGUCACGGGACGAUGAGUCGUCGAGGGCCUCGCCGAAAGUCCCUCAGAAUCAGCAGAACGGGGCGGCACUUCCGGAGGAGACCGCCGCCGCACCGGCCACCAUCGAGUGCCUCCGAUCAGCGCCGAUAAAGAAGGAAUCUCUCUGCGACUCGGAGCCGGAUGUGACCGGCAAGAACCUCUCCGCUGCGGAGACGAUGCAGCAGAAGCCCGUGACCUCGCGCGGCGCGAAAUCGGAAACUGAAGGCGGCAGGAAGCGAAAGUUGACGGACGGACAGCUGUCGUCAAAUGGCAACUCCACGCCCAAGAAGUUCUGCAUUGAACAGAGGGAACAGUAUAUCUCGUCUUUGGUCGGCUGUGAAAAAGUUACCGCGGAGGAACUCGCUGCCAGGGCUGAUCAACUUCGAGCUGAAGUCCAGGCCUUAGACGAGUUAGCACGUGCCAAAGAAAUGGAAUGGAACGAGAUCCUGAGCAUGAGAAAGUUGAAGGAGGAAGCGUACCUGAGAAUUGAGAGACGGAGGCAAGUUAUGGGAUUCAUGGAGGGCAAUGGACAGUUGGCAGACACGUUGCCACCGGCCAGUUUGACACUAGGGCCCGAGUGGGAAAGCAGCGGCAACACUACCCCCGUGUCCAAAGAGAAAUUGAGCUUCAGCUCCAAGGAGGAUCUGCCUGAAGAAAGUUCUCAGGAUUCGCCAGCUUUCAAGAGGGAGAAGAGCGCGAAACAGACGUCGCAACGUCAGUCGACACCACCUAAACAAGAGAGAGGAGAGAACGGUCGGAAGCAGACAGAAGCGCUCAGUCCAGAGAACAGACAAAUAGGUGAAGGUCGACAAGGGGCCAUCGUCGACGUUAGAUCUAUUAUCGCUGAUUACAGACUGAGGCAUCCCGAAACGGUACCGCGCAGAGGCCGAAGAAUGAGAAAUUCGGUGAACGUCGGCCUCGGAGCUGGUGGAGCCAUGGUCGAGACGGGUCACAAUGUCGAUUCGAGGCCAUCUAGUACAGAUUCCUGUAAAAGCAACUCAAACACAGUCGAUCCGAACAAUUCUAUGAGCUUUAAAGAUGUACUCGUGCAGUUUGCCAAACUGAGCCAACAGCAAGGUGAACCCGUAAAAACGCCUCAAAAUUAUCCGGAUGUGACGCUUCAUCCUGUCGCGCCAUCCCCAGCACCGCAAAAUACCCCACCUCAGCAGAGCGGUUCAUUGCUUCACGGAAUUCUCACAAAGUCACAAUCUCCAAGACCCACUACAUUUUCACCUACUUUAGCUAGAUUACUCACAGCUCCUGAAAGAGAAAGGAAUGCACCCACAGCCGCGUCUAUGCCGCAACAAAGUGCGGCAACCCAGCACCUUUUGCAGACAUAUCAAGGCUCCAAUCCAGUUUCUAUCAGUGAUCUCCUAUCUUCUUCCAAGGAGGACGUUGAAGAGGAGUCGGCAGUAAUCGAGGAUAGGGAGACUCGUAUUUCUUCAGGCGGUAGGGAUGCCAGAGAGGAUAGAGAUAGUCCUCCACGAUGCCAAGGAUGUCACGAACGUGUAGCACAGUUCGUAUGUGCUGGCUGUGGUCAUCAAUGGUAUUGUAGUCGCGAAUGCCAAGUUGCUGCUUGGGACGAGCAUUCGGAAGUGUGUUCUGGUUAAGAGGGGCGAGCAUAUAUUAAUCUAAUCGUAUUAUCAGGUUAAAUACCCUUUUAACUAUGAAUGAAUCUAGUCAAAAAAAGAAAAGAAAAAGAAAACAACCGCCA
Messenger RNA from Heterotrigona itama, 1801 nucleotides. Lineage: Eukaryota; Metazoa; Arthropoda; Insecta; Hymenoptera; Apidae. The record is from the annotation of a GenBank genome assembly.